AUGGAUUGUCUGCUUCCUGAUCAUAGGGAUCUUGGAAGGUGUGUGGGAGUUCGCCAAACCAAUCUACACGUGUUUUGUGGAUUUGAAGAAGACGUUCGACGUCCUCUGGGGGACCUGUGUGGGGUACCCUGGGAGGAUGGGGUGCUUGGCCCUCUGAUACGGGCUGUUAGGUCCCUGAAUGACUGGUGUCAGAUCUUGGUCAGCAUGGCCGGCAAUGAUGUGGUCCUUUUGGCUUCAUCAGAACAUGAUCUCCAGUUUUUGCUGAAGCAGUUUUCAGCCGAGAACAAGGUCCUGCCUCAAGUGCAGGAGUUAAAGCGUCUCGAGUUCUUGUCCACAAGUGUUACCACCCAUGGCUGUCUGAUUUUUUUGUUGCAACCCCACUUUGCACCCCCAUGUGCUCAACAAUGUCUGCUCCAGCACCUAGGACCUCUACAGGUCUUUGGCAUGACCCAACCGGUUUUGAACCAGAUCUCCCAGUCCCAGGGUGGACACUCAACCACUGGACCACUGAGAAGAGAACCUUAUGCCAGAGGAGGAAGAGGAGGGAUUGUUGUGUAUAAAGCUACAGGACUGAAGAUUUCAGCAGGCUCUUCUCUGGUGAUGGAAACUCUGAGAGAAAUGCAGCUCUGUGUGCCACACCUAAACUCCUCCUGCAGGAAGCCCACCCACCCUCACUCUGCAAUUCUGAUGAUAUACAUUCUGCUUUCGUGCAUUUCUUUUAUCACCGUGGCUCUAAACCUACUGGUCAUCAUUUCCAUCUCGCACUUCAGGCAGCUCCACACUCCCACCAACAUCCUUCUCCUGUCUCUGGCUAUCUCAGACCUCCUGGUUGGCCUCUUGCUGAUGCCAGUUGAGAUCAUCUACAUUGAGAUCUGUUGGUUUCUGGGUGACAUCCUGUGCACUCUGUAUUACAUUUCAGAUUACGUCAUCACCUCUGCUUCAGUAGCAAACAUGGUUCUGAUUUCCCUUGACCGUUAUUUAGCCAUUUGUUACCCUCUACAUUAUGCCACCAAAGUUAACAAGAACCGAACCCAGAUCAGUGUCAGUCUGUGUUGGAUCUGCUCUGUUGUAUACAGGCUUUUCCUUUUGCAUGAUCACCUGGAAGAACCUGGUAGGUCCAACACCUGUUUUGGUGAGUGUGUGGUCAUCGUCAGUAACAUUGCAGGAGUAAUUGAUAUGAUUUGCACCUUUAUUUUACCCAUUGUUUUCAUCAUAAUCUUGUAUUUCAGAGUAUUUAUUGAAGCCUUAUCUCAGGCGCGUAGGCUGCGUUGUAAGGUUACAGCUGGCAAACUGGCUUCUGUAACCAUCAGGAAACAAGAGAUGAAAGCUGCCCUGACUCUUGGGGUUGUUGUAGUUGUGUUUUUGUUUUGUUUUUGUCCAUACUAUUUUCCAUCUUUGGAGGGUCAUGACACUUGGGUAAAUGCUUCAUCUGUAGCCUUUGAAACAUGGCUGGCACAUUUGAAUUCCUGUUUGAAUCCUUUCAUCUAUGUCUUUUGCUACCCCUGGUUCAGAAAAUCUAUUAAGCUCAUUUUGACACUUAAAAUACUGCAGCCUGGCUCUCGUGAUACCAAAAUAAUCCACUAAAGACAAAGUGACUAAAGAG
Nothobranchius furzeri (turquoise killifish) is the source of this 1603-nucleotide messenger RNA. Its product is annotated as trace amine-associated receptor 13c-like. NCBI's taxonomy places the organism in Eukaryota, Metazoa, Chordata, Actinopteri, Cyprinodontiformes, Nothobranchiidae. The record is from RefSeq and is a predicted model, not a curated record. Gene Ontology annotation, biological process: G protein-coupled receptor signaling pathway. Gene Ontology annotation, cellular component: membrane. Gene Ontology annotation, molecular function: trace-amine receptor activity.